Molecule: messenger RNA, 1782 nt
Organism: Puccinia graminis f. sp. tritici CRL 75-36-700-3
Lineage: Eukaryota; Fungi; Basidiomycota; Pucciniomycetes; Pucciniales; Pucciniaceae
Product: phosphoglycerate kinase
Exons: 8
Coding region: 1-1437 (478 amino acids)
Biological process (GO): glycolytic process; gluconeogenesis
Cellular component (GO): cytosol
Molecular function (GO): ADP binding; phosphoglycerate kinase activity; ATP binding
Source: RefSeq, a predicted model, not a curated record
AUGUCAGCAACUAUUCCUCCCGGCUCCCCCAGCGGAGAUAUUUUACAGCCGAUCUGCGCCGACCAGGUUCCACUAAGCCAAUCUCAGACUUUUGGUCAACAGCAAAAACCAAAAACUCAAGGAAACAGGACAAACAAACCAAGUAACUUGAAAACCCGAAGUAAGAUGUCAUUGUCAUCCAAGAAAACGAUCACCGACCUUCCCGCCGGAGAGAUCAAAGGCAAGCGAGUAUUGAUCCGAGUGGACUUCAACGUCCCACAGGAUAAAACCUCGGGCCAGAUCACCAACAAUGCCCGGAUCGUCGCUGCCCUCCCCACGAUCAAAUACGUCAUCGAGAACGGCUCCAAGGCCGUCAUCCUUUGCAGCCACCUCGGCCGUCCUAAUGGCGCUCCUAACGCUAAAUAUACCCUUCGUCCCGUCGCAGAGGAGCUCCAAAAAGUCUUGGGAAAAGAUGUCACUUUUAUCGACGAAUGUGUUGGUCCCAAGGUAGAGGAGACAGUCGCAGGAUGCAAAGAAGGGCAAGUAUUUCUACUUGAGAAUCUGCGAUUUCACUUAGAAGAGGAAGGAUCGAAGAAGGAUGAAGAGACGGGAGAGAAGACGAAGGCGAGUGCAGAAGCGGUGGAAGGCUUCCGAGCCUCAUUGACCAAGCUUGCCGACCUAUACAUCAACGAUGCCUUCGGGACUGCCCAUCGGGCCCACUCCUCGGUCGUCGGAUUCAAGGGCGAGCCUCGACUCGCCGGCUUCUUGAUGAAGAAAGAACUCGAGUUCUUCAGCAAGGUCUUGGAGAAACCCGAGCCGCCUUUCUUGGCCAUCCUUGGUGGCGCUAAGAUCUCCGACAAGAUCCAAUUGAUCGAGAAUUUACUCGAUAAGGUGAACAAGUUGAUAGUGUGUGGAGGAAUGGCCUUCACAUUCAAGAAGAUGCUAGACUCGGUGGAGAUUGGGAACUCUCUGUUUGACGAAGAUGGGAGCAAGAAGGUGCACGACUUGGUGGCCAAGGCGAAGAAGAACAAUGUCGAGUUGAUCUUCCCGAUCGACUAUAUCUGUGGCGACAAGUUCGCCAAGGAUGCGGCACGCAAGACGGUGACUGAUGCCGAAGGGGUGCCCAAGGGAUGGAUGGGUCUGGAUGCUGGCCCAGCCAGUCGAGAGGAAUUCAAGAAAGCUAUCCUCAGUUCCAAGACCAUCCUCUGGAACGGCCCCGCCGGUGUCUUCGAAUUCGAUAAUUUCGCCGAAGGCUCCAAGGCCAUGUUAGACGCCUGUAUCGAGGCCUGUCAAAAGGGCGCUACCGUGAUCGUCGGAGGCGGUGAUACUGCCACCGUCUGUAAGAAGUAUGGUGCCGAGGACAAGUUGUCUCAUGUCAGCACUGGAGGAGGCGCCAGUCUUGAGCUGCUAGAAGGAAAGAACCUACCGGGGGUCGCUAAUUUGAGUGAGAAGAAAUAGAUCAUUUAUUUUUGUCCUCACUUUUACCCCCCCCCCCUUUCUCUCUCUUUAUGCUUCUUCGUCGAAUAUCCAAUGCUUUUAAAGGUUCUCCGGGACCACCACCAUCACCACAAAAUAGAUGUAUAAAAACAGUAACCAUAAAAAAAAUGAGACCGCGUUCUGCACGACGGUCCAAGUGUGUUUUUUUGUAUUAACGGUCUUCUCGUGAAGCUCAAAUGAAAAGAAAAAGAAACCAGUAUACAUAUUAUACACAAUACCGUCUGUCCCUCCCCCUCCCUCUCAACGUUUCAUGUUCACCCGUGAUGAAAGAAAUGCACAAACGCCAAUCUUGAGAGUUCUUUUUAA